AUGGAUGGAGGCGAAAGUCAGUUGCAUGACCUGGGGGUUAAUGUAUUGGAUCAAAGCUUUCUCGAGCAAAAGAUCGAGAAAAAUGCAGAAAGUUUCAUCAACGGGCAACAACUGGAACAGGAAGAGAGCAGAUUGGAAAGAGCCAAGAAUGCUUUGUCAAAAUGCAAACUCAAGCGGGAUCUAAUACGAAGAAAGCUCAAUAACGCUACUAGAAUAUCCGUGAAGCAGGAAUUAAGGCAACAAAUUGAAGAUAUCGAGGCGAUUGAAAUUCCACCGUUGCUUAAGGACGUUCAGGACAUUAAAGAAAGAAUCAAAGGACUGAAGCAAUCCAGUGGUACAACCCAAGGAACAAAUGAAGGCCAAGGAAGGAGGCCUGAGGAAUCGGAAAGAGAUUUUCUCAUCAGAACUGGUAAGUUGACAGCGUUUGGAUCGAAAGCAGGCUUCUCGAUAGAUGAACCUGAGAUAAAGCGUGAAGACGUUGUUAAUGUUGUUAAAGAAGAGGGCUUGGAGAUGGCCGAGGAACAAAUGAUCGAAAAUCUGACUGGAGAAUCUACAGACGAGAACGACCAAUUGGACGAUGAUUAUGUGGAAUCUAAGAUAGAACAAGACAGUGACGGAAGUCCUGAAUCAUUCACUUUAAGGCCAGGUGAAACGAAGGAUGAUGGUGAUGAACUAUACUACCAGCAAAGACUACGAAGAUGGAUUCGACAGCGUUCCAGUGGUCGCUCAAAUGACACACAUCCUGAUCUCCCAGAAUGGCGUAAACCUCAUCCCCAUAUAGCCGAUGCAAAACUAAAUGAUGAUUUCAAGAUACCAGGCGAUAUAUUUUCGCUAUUGUUCAACUAUCAGAAGACAUGCGUUCAAUGGCUUUAUGAAUUAUAUCAGCAAAAAUGUGGAGGCAUAAUUGGUGACGAAAUGGGGUUGGGAAAGACUAUUCAGGUCAUAGCCUUCUUGGCUGCACUGCAUCAUUCUGAUAUGCUUGAUGGACCCGUACUAAUUGUUUGUCCAGCGACUGUCAUGAAACAGUGGUGCAAUGAACUCCAUCAUUGGUGGCCUCCUCUGAGAGCGGUUAUAUUACAUGCAAUUGGAUCAGGAAUGGGAAACAAAAAAAGUAUUGCAGAAGAAGACCUUGAGGGACUGAUCAUGUCAUCUGACCCGAGUCAGUUCUCAUACGAGGAUUUCAAUAAUUCAGCUAAGGUAAAGGGCAAGCUAGAGUCCAACAACAACAUGCAGUCCCUUGUCGACAAAGUUGUUAACGAUGGACACAUUUUAAUAACCACCUAUGUUGGGUUACGAAUUCAUAGAGACAUUCUGUUGAACGUAAAUUGGGGAUACGCUGUAUUAGAUGAAGGGCACAAAAUCAGGAACCCUGACUCGGAUAUUUCCCUGACCUGUAAAAGGCUGAAGACACAUCAUCGAAUCAUACUCUCGGGGACGCCCAUUCAAAAUAACUUGAAUGAGUUAUGGUCUCUUUUUGACUUUAUAUUCCCUGGUAAGCUAGGAACAUUGCCCGUUUUCCAACAGCAAUUUGUUCAACCGAUUAGCAUGGGAGGCUACGCCAACGCGACUAAUGUUCAAGUGCAGGCGGGCUAUAAAUGUGCAGUAGCCCUGAGAGAUUUAAUCUCUCCCUAUUUGCUACGACGAGUAAAAGCAGAUGUGGCAAAGGAUUUACCUGAAAAGAAAGAGAUGGUAUUAUUUUGUAAACUAACUCAGUUUCAGCGAAAGAAAUACCUUGAAUUUUUGCAUUCUAAAGAGCUUGAUCAGAUCAAGACUGGGAAACGACAGGUUCUUUUUGGUAUUGAUAUCUUGAGAAAGAUAUGUAAUCAUCCAGAUCUACUUGAUAGGGAAGAGAAAAGACACCAAGCUUCGUAUGGAGACCCUAAGAGAUCAGGUAAGAUGCAGGUCGUGAAGCAGCUACUUCUCUUGUGGCAUAAGCAGCAUCAUAAAACCCUAUUAUUCACACAGUCAAGGCAGAUGUUGGACAUUCUGGAAGAAUUUGUCUCAUUCAAGGAUGAGUCACUCAGUGGCUUGAAGUUUUUGAGAAUGGAUGGAACUACUAACAUCUCUACGAGACAGUCAUUGGUGGACGAGUUCAACAACGGUGAUUAUGAUGUUUUUCUCCUGACAACAAGGGUUGGAGGUUUGGGAGUUAAUCUGACCGGCGCUAAUAGGAUCAUAAUAUUCGAUCCGGAUUGGAACCCGUCCACUGAUAUGCAAGCUCGUGAAAGGGCCUGGAGAAUUGGCCAAAAAAGGGAAGUGUCAAUAUAUCGACUGAUGGUCACAGGUUCAAUAGAGGAGAAAAUUUACCAUAGACAGAUUUUCAAACAGUUUUUGACAAACAAGAUCCUAAGCGACCCUAAGCAGAAGCGAUUCUUCAAGGUCAAUGAGCUUCAAGAUCUUUUCUCUUUAGGUGGAGAGAGUGGUCACGCCAUAGAAGAAUUGGAGGAAGAAGUUCAAAAGCAUACAAACAGCUUGAAGAGUUCAAAAACUGAGGAAAGUGACGACUUUGAACAGGUUGUUGGUAUGGCUGGAGUUUCCAAAUUAGAAAGCUUCUAUAGUGGUAAAGAAAGCAAGGAACAAUCUCAAACAGAGGAUGAAAGGCUGAUAGAGGGUUUAUUAGGUGAGAGUAAUUUGGAGAAUGCAGCUACACAUGAAGCACUGGUGGAUGCCCAUGCCAAAUCAUCCACCGCAAUUGUUGAAAAGGAAGCGAAGAAGAUAGCUGAUGACGCACUUGAUGCCUUGAGAAAGUCAAGAAAAGCUGCAAAAAAGUUUUCUAUAGGGACUCCAACGUGGACUGGGAAGUUUGGACAAGCUGGUAAAGUCGCUAAAAAGACGAGAAAAUCCAAGACCCCACAGUUGACCGGAUCAUCUGCCAUAUUAGCAAAUCUAAGAAAUGCCCAGCAACAAGCAAAGAAACUCCCCGCACAAUCAACUGCUUUUGGCGAAAAUGAAUCAGGCGCUAGCGAGACUCUUCUCCGGAAGUUGCAAGUAUUUCUCAACAACAGACCAGACUUCUUUGCUCCAUCUUUGGAUGUUAUUGAGCACGCCGGAGUGCAACUAAAGGACAGAGAAGAGACGGUCAAAGUACGUGCGUUACUGAAGAGCAUUGCCAGUUUCAAUAAAGAUAGAAAAGGAUGGGUCUUAAAUGAAGAGUUCAGAGAUGAUCCAUUGUAA
This is a messenger RNA of Torulaspora delbrueckii, 3174 nucleotides long. RefSeq names its product DNA-dependent ATPase RAD26 (gene RAD26). The record is from RefSeq and is a predicted model, not a curated record. The transcript has a single exon. Gene Ontology annotation, biological process: transcription-coupled nucleotide-excision repair. NCBI's taxonomy places the organism in Eukaryota, Fungi, Ascomycota, Saccharomycetes, Saccharomycetales, Saccharomycetaceae. The coding region runs from base 1 to 3174 and encodes 1057 amino acids. Gene Ontology annotation, cellular component: nucleus. Gene Ontology annotation, molecular function: ATP-dependent chromatin remodeler activity; ATP binding.